AUGUCAACGCCAUCCACGGCCACUGCAACCCAUACUACGCACCAGCAUUACGGAUACCCCCAUUCUUCAUACCAGGCAGCGACCUCCUAUCCCGCCCCGACCACCGCUGCAGGCGCUCGCCUCCCCAAUCCCUACGCCUACUCAGUUCCUUCGCCUACCACCACCACCCUCCCCUACACGCAAUCCUCGAGAGUCGCCCCGGCGACGUCGACCCCCUCGGGUAUGGCGUCUCACCAGAGUGGCUCAAGUGCGGCCCCCUCACAAGGAGGCCGGAGGAAGAAGCCUGACUGGGGCGAAUUCUACAAGAAUGGCAUCCCCAAGGAGGUCAUCGUGAUCGAUGACAGCCCUGCUCCAGAGGCUGCGAAAGCUCCUCCCGCGCCUCUUGCGCAUGCAUCCUCCGCUGCACAACCUGCCGUACCCCAACCUGCUGGUAAGCGACGACGAACCGGACUCGAAACGGCGUAUGACCUUGGGUACUACGACCGGCCGACCUUCUCUACAAACCCUCAGCAGUACGGUGAUGAUUCGUCGCACUCCUUGUCGACCGAUCGAACUACCUCAUUGCAUACUACGGCCCCAACAUCACUGGGCUCGCAGGGUAGCUCGGGCAUGAGCAACGGUGUGAACGGUGCGAAUGGCGUGUAUAGCGAAGACGCCACCGUGGGCCAAAAGCGCAAGCGGACCACCCGAAAAUCUGCUCGCGACGAGCAGAAGCGACGAGAGGAGGAGACUGUGGGAGACGCGUUCCUCAGCUAUGUUCCUCCACCAAAGCCCCCAAUCAAGGCUAAGGAUGUUCCUGUACCCGUGAUCCGCGACUUCACGAGCACGCGCCACGAAAAGUUCGACGAUGACGAUGGUCACUACGUCGUGACCCCUGACACACCAUUGACAGAUCGAUACUCCGUUAUCAAACUCUUGGGCCAGGGAACCUUUGGCAAAGUUGUUGAGGCCUAUGACAAACAGCGCAAAGCGCGCUGUGCCGUCAAAAUCAUUCGCUCCAUUCAAAAAUACCGUGAUGCCUCUCGGAUCGAACUGCGCGUGUUAUCCACACUGGCCUCCAAUGAUAAAGCCAACCGCAACAAAUGCAUUCACUUACGGGACUGCUUUGAUUUCCGCAACCAUAUCUGCAUCGUCACAGAUCUGCUAGGUCAGAGUGUAUUUGAUUUCCUGAAGGGCAACGGGUUCGUUCCAUUCCCGAGCAGUCAGAUCCAGCAGUUUGCCCGGCAGCUAUUCACCAGUGUUGCCUUCCUCCACGACCUCAACCUCAUCCACACCGACCUGAAACCUGAAAACAUCCUCCUUGUUAGCAACGCCUACCAGACUUUCACCUACAACCGUACCAUCCCCUCUUCCUCUCACGCGAACCCUCGAAAUGCCCGUCAAAGGCGAGUCCUUCUCGACAGCGAGAUCCGACUGAUUGACUUUGGCUCCGCUACAUUUGACGACGAAUACCACUCCUCUGUUGUCUCUACACGGCACUACCGGGCCCCUGAAAUCAUUCUCAACUUGGGCUGGAGUUUCCCGUGCGAUAUUUGGAGCAUUGGGUGCAUUCUGGUGGAAUUUUUCACAGGCGAUGCACUCUUCCAGACGCACGACAACCUCGAGCACCUGGCAAUGAUGGAAGCAGUGAUUGGCGGCAAGAUCGACGCAAAGUUGGUCCGGCAGGUGGUGCAGGGGCGAGCUGGAAGCAACAACAACUCGGCUGCGAAGUAUUUCCAACGGAGCAAGCUGGACUAUCCGAAUGCCGAGACGACUCGCGCUUCGCGAAAGUACGUUCGGGCCAUGAAACCGUUGACCGAGUUCAUUCCCAUGAAUACCCCCUUCAAUCGCAACUUCCUGGAUCUGCUGCAGCGUAUCUUUGUCUACGAUCCGAAACAGCGCAUUACUGCCAAGCAGGCAUUGAAGCACCCCUGGUUCAAGGAAAGCCUGGUCGACGACGGCACCGAAGCGUACCGUAUCGGCGCUGGACUACACCGCCAAGGACGUGGCUAG
Penicillium atrosanguineum is the source of this 1992-nucleotide messenger RNA. Its product is annotated as putative protein kinase (Lkh1). The transcript is spliced from 6 exons. Gene Ontology annotation, cellular component: nucleus. The record is from RefSeq and is a predicted model, not a curated record. NCBI's taxonomy places the organism in Eukaryota, Fungi, Ascomycota, Eurotiomycetes, Eurotiales, Aspergillaceae. Gene Ontology annotation, molecular function: ATP binding; protein kinase activity. The coding region runs from base 1 to 1992 and encodes 663 amino acids. Gene Ontology annotation, biological process: protein phosphorylation.